This is a messenger RNA of Eubalaena glacialis (North Atlantic right whale), 654 nucleotides long. Its product is annotated as thimet oligopeptidase-like. Gene Ontology annotation, biological process: peptide metabolic process; proteolysis. NCBI's taxonomy places the organism in Eukaryota, Metazoa, Chordata, Mammalia, Artiodactyla, Balaenidae. Bases 1 to 654 code for a protein of 217 amino acids. Gene Ontology annotation, molecular function: metalloendopeptidase activity. The transcript has 4 exons. The record is from RefSeq and is a predicted model, not a curated record. Gene Ontology annotation, cellular component: mitochondrial intermembrane space.
AUGGUCCCCGUGCAAAUCCAGGUGUGCGUUGGCACCCCAGCCGUGUGCACGGCAGUCCGUGGCGGGCGCCACAUGCCUCGGGCUGAGCUUCUGGACAAGCUCAUCAAGUCCCGGCUGGCCAACCCUGGUGCGCCCGGGCCGAGGGAAAGUAAAGGGGUUCCUGGACUGCCCAGCUGGAAAGUGCGGCCUGGACACAGUGCCAGCCCCCCAUCUCCUUCCUCCCACCUUCCAUGCCUUUUCAACCUGCGCCAGAUCGUCCUGGGCAAGUUGGACCAGGCCCUGCACACACAGACGCCCUCAUACCCGGCCCAGGAGAAUGCCCGCCUCUGCCAGGAGAUCCUCCGGGUCCCAGACACGCCAGGGACCCACCUGCCUGCGACCUUCGGCCGCCUGGCAGGAAGCUACGACUCCCAGUCCUAUGGUUACCUGUGCAGUGAGGUGUACUCCGCGGACACAUUCCACACACUUUUCAAGCAGGAGGACGUCCUGAGUGGCAAAGUUGCCAUGGACUACAGAAGCUGCAUUCUGAGGCUAGGGGGCUCCAAGGAUGCCAAGGGCAUGGUGAAGCUCUUCCUGACUUGUGACCCCACACAGGACGCCUUCCUCCUGAGCAAAGGGCUGCAGGUUGAGGGCUGCAAGCCGCUGGCCUGCUGA